AUGCCCGCCUCAGCAAAGCGCUCUCAGCGCACUCGUCGCGACACUCGCCGCGAUACCUCCCCCGCAAGAUUAGAAGACAGCUCCCCAACUCGGCCAGCAAAGCGCAGAAAGAAGGUCGAUGACCCUCCGCCUACCGAGCCCGCCGACGAUGACGAAUCCAACCUCACUGCCGACCAGUCGGCUCAGCCUGUUAGCGACGAUGAUCAGCUGCUCGCGCAAGUAGUUCAGCACUUUCAAAUUCCCAAGGAGGGCGCGCCCCAAGCCAGCAAGGAUCAUGCGAACUCGAUACACGAAGCCAAUGGCAGCGGUGUUCAGGCCUACGCCAAGAUCGCGGCCCAGGACUGGACUUUCUACAUCACAAAACUGAUCGUCAAUAUUGGACGCCCAUCCGAGGGCGUCACCGAGGACGACGAAGACUUCAUUCACAUCGAUCUCGGCCCGAGCAAGAUGAUCUCUCGACAGCACGCCCGUAUUUACUUCAGCUCCAAGGAAGAAAUCUGGUUCCUUGAGGUCAAGGGAAGAAAUGGUGUCAAGGUUAACAAUGUCCCCAUGAAGCAAAAGAGUCUGAGGCGUCUAGAGGGUGGUGAGGUUUUAGAAGCCGGUGGCACGGAGAUGAUCUUCGUUCUUCCAACCGAAAUCAGCCCCUUACACAUCGAUCCUCUCUACCUCAAGAGGGCUGGAUUAUCGCGUCAACAGAUGACGAGUCCUCAACCGAGAAUGGAUCUGCCGGAUGAGCCAUCGUCAGCCCUAGGCUCGACCAUUAGAAGUUCUCGUGGCUCCCAAUUUCGCCAACCGAUUGCGCCGGCUCCGGCAGACUACAAGCGGCCCGGAACCCCUCCUUCUGCCAUCCGCGGCAAGCCUACGCCGUCGCAACACAAGUCACCACACUACUCAAGCUCAGGCACUCUGCUAAUGAACCCCACCAACGACAUUGAUCUCAGCCUUGACGAGAACAAACACAUCAAGCCUCAGUACAGCUAUGCGCAAAUGAUCACCCAGGCAAUCAUCAAUACGCCCGAAAGGAAGCUGAAUCUCAAUGGUAUCUACAACUUCAUCAUGAACAACUAUGCAUAUUAUAAACACCAGCAGGCUGCUGGUUGGCAAAAUUCGAUUCGCCACAAUUUGUCGUUGAAUAAGGCCUUUGACAAGGUUGCCAGGUCGACAGACGAGCCUGGGAAGGGCAUGAAAUGGCAGAUUGUCCCAGAGGCCCGGGAAGAGAUGACCCGAAGCGCAUAUAAGGGCGGGAGAGGCGGCCACAGAGGCUCUUCCGCGCCAUCAUCACCCAACAACCAGCUCAACUACAUUACACAUGGACCGAGGGACGUGAAUGCCAGAGAGCCGGCGUCGGCGCGGAAGAGGAAGGUAUCCGUAACAGGAUCACCUCCGAGCUCCUCAUUAGCCGCCGUGCAAUCGACUCCAGAUCGCAGCACACGCCGCCUUGCCCCUCCGAGCACUGCGAUGACCAUUGAUGGCAGCCCUCUACCGAGGCCGCGAAAGGGCGGUACAUCUGCAUCCAACAGCUUUCCCUCCACCAGCUACCACGAUCAAUCACCCACACUCACCUCAUCCUACCUACCAGACGAGGGCGCGUCUUUCGUUACGCCGGCCCCUCACCGUGUUCAUCCCCGACUGGCGCCGCCAAGCACCGCACAGCGGCCCAGCCAGCACAUGCCGACCAGUUCACCAGCGCCCUUCUGGAAAUAUGCAGAUAUCGGCAGCACCCCUUUGAAGCCUGCUGCUCAUUUCGACAUGAGUCCAUCUAAGCCGUCUUUGGGCGGCAUACCGCAAAGUAGCAGUCCACCUCCUGCGAAGUCACCAAAUCUUAGCCCUACAAGGUCACAACACAAGGAAUCAUCACGGGAGGCGCCGAGUGAGCCGUCGAACCCACCCGAAAUUGAAGAAGACCAAGGUUUCGAUUUAGCAAAGGGGUUCCAAAGUAUUGGGUCAUAUCACGCACCUGUUGGCCGGGGAUUGUCAGUAGCUAGCGCCAUGAACGGCCACUCUUGA
Colletotrichum phormii is the source of this 2007-nucleotide messenger RNA. Its product is annotated as fork head domain-containing protein. The transcript is spliced from 4 exons. Gene Ontology annotation, molecular function: DNA-binding transcription factor activity, RNA polymerase II-specific; protein binding; RNA polymerase II cis-regulatory region sequence-specific DNA binding. Bases 1 to 2007 code for a protein of 668 amino acids. Lineage: Eukaryota; Fungi; Ascomycota; Sordariomycetes; Glomerellales; Glomerellaceae. The record is from RefSeq and is a predicted model, not a curated record. Gene Ontology annotation, biological process: regulation of transcription by RNA polymerase II.